GCAGCAUCACCCGCUGCCACAGAACAGCGUCUCCACUGCAAACGUGUCAUGAAUGAGCCUCUGUGAUGGGUAGUCUACCGCCGUGAGGUCCAAUUUAGCCUCGUUUAUUCUUCAACACGCAGGGGGGACAAAACGGCGGAGGACAGAAAACAAUGUUCAUUCCAUUAGACUGAGAAGGACCGCCAAUCUAAACCUGUUCGAUAUUUUAGACCAGCGCAGUUUACCUACUCAUCAGUCAUAUUGACGAUAAAACGGAUAUAUAUUUUUGGGACAUGUAACAGGAUAUCAAGUCAUGUGCGACCGACAUCCAUCUAACAUCGAACAGUCAAGGAUGAAAUAAGGAUGAGCCCUCCAGGGCUGUAGACGCGCCCCAGCUGGAGACAUGUUCUAAGGGCAGCAGCAGACCUGCACUGUGGCCACCAUGAAAGGGUUAGGAGCCAAUCGCAGCCGUCACCUGUCGGACUCCUGUGAGCCAUCGGGCGGCCCCCAGAAGCCCCUGUACCCGUUGACCUCUGACCCCCAUGGUCCCUUCCUCCUGAGCCCCACCAUGAACCACUACGGCACCCUGGACCCCCACCAACUCCACCACUACCAGGCCUCCAACCCCCAAUCCCUGCCUCCGGAGUGCCUACUGCCCCUGAACCAGAUGUCCAACAGCAGCACCUUCCCCCGCCUCCAUGUCACCUCCCAACCGGAACAGUCUGACUACUCCCAGGGCUGCAUGGUCCCUGCCGGGGGUGGGCCUGGUGGCAGCCGGGUGGGCACCCUGUCCACCUCCAUGUCAAUGGGCAUGGGCCUGGGUUUCAGCGGGGCUCCCAUGAUCACAAGUGGAUCAGCUACCAUCUCUUCUGCGGCAGCGGCCAAGAUGAACCGGCUGCCAUCUAACCUGCUAGACCAGCUGGAGAAGCACCUGCCCCUGCAGAGGGAUGGCUUCAGUACCCUCCAGUUCCACCGGGGCAGGGUGGCCAAGCAGCGCAGCGAGAGUCCCGGACGCAUCCGGCACAUCAUGCACUCUGUCCAGAAGCUAUUCAACAAGUCCCAGUCGCUGGAGGGCUCUACGGUCAAGGGCAGCAUGAACAACACUACAGGAGGAGGUGAGGAGGGGACCAGGCAGACCCGCAGGAGUAAGAGUAAAGACAGGGCUAAGACUGAGACGUUGAAGCAGCGACCUAGCAGGCAAAAUGCACUGGGGCUUUGGAGCUCAGACGAUGCCCUGGACAGUGACACCACCACCAAAGCUGGCACUAUCGCUGUGGGCUACCGUAACCCACUUAGCAUGAUGACCCUGGGCAGGGCGGUGUCGGACAGCCAGGCUCCUCCCAGGCACCUCCCACAUGGCUACAACACAGUCUCUGCCCACACACUCAAGGCCUCCAAGAGCAGCAGCGACCUCAAGUACCUGGUCUGCCCGCAAGCGCUGACAGGGACCAGGGGAGGGGAGCUGGUGGGAGGAGGAGGCAGGGAGAGCACCCUGGUAAAGCGAGGCUCCUGGUCCACACUGACCCUCAGCCAGGCCAGGCAGGUGCUCCAGAAGGGCUCAGCCACUGUCAACAGGACGCUGCUCAAAUCUAAGUCGUGUCACCAGGACCUGACCUGUCAGUACCUCCAGGUAGGAGGCCCAGUUCCACUGGGGGACUGGAGUGCUACGCUGGGGGGCCGGGGCCGGCUCAGGGGCCUGGAGAUCCCCUGUCGGAGGAUGCGUAGCGGCAGCUACGUCAAGGCCAUGGGGGACGUGGACCAGGACAGCGAGGAUUCAGAGGGAAGUCCUAAACCCUCGCCCAAAACAGCCGCCCGCCGCCAGAGCUACCUGAAGGCCACCCAUCAGUCCCUGAGCGAGCAGCAGCCUCCACCACCACACAACUGUCUCCCCUCCCUGAGAGAGCUCUCCACCAAUCGGAGCCUGGACAACCUGGACUCCCUGGUGAGCCCGGGCGAGCCCCCGAUGGCCAUGCAGCACUGGGACGAUGGCAGAUACUACCACCAAGGCUAUGCUACCCUGGGCAGGGCCAUGAUGAGCAGUGGUCAGGUGUGUGGGCAGGGCUGUGGGCGCUCGCUGUACUGCGAGGGGGAGUCCCAGGCGGUGGAGGCUCUGGACCUGCCCACGCCAACGUACUUCCGCUCCCGCAGCCACAGCUACCUGCGGGCCAUCCAGGCCGGCUGCUCCCAGGAUGAGGACACUGCCUCAGUGGACUCUGAUUCACCACCACCCACCACCGUCGGCUGCACCUAUACCUCCAGAACCACACUCCCUAGAUGUGUAAGCAGCUCCUGUAAGAAGGCCCCACCACCGGUCCCUCCGCGCACCACCUCCAAGCCCUACAUCUCUGUGACGGUGCAGAGCAGCACUGAGUCAGCCCAGGACACAUACCUGGACCAACAGGACCGCCGCAGCGAGGCCAACAGCCAAUCAGGACGCAGCAACUCCUCUGAUAGCCUCUGCAGCCUGCGUACAGGCAGCCUGGCCAAGGGCUCUCAGCCCCGGGCCCCAGCCCCCGUCGCUGCCCCUGUCCCUGCCCCGAGGGACUACCACCCACCUCCCUCCUUCAGCACCACCACAAGUACCGGCACCCAGGUCGAGCCCCAGAAUGACACUCUAAACCCAGGCCCCAGCCUCACUCCAGACCAGUCCCUAACCCUUCCAGAGCCUGUUCCCACAAAGAGGAAGCUUUCGUCUAUCGGCAUCCAGGUGGACUGCGUUCAGCCAAUCCAGAGAGAGGAUCAACCUCCCCCCUCGACCAAGUUCCAGUCUAUUGGAGUGCAAGUGGAGAACGGCAGGCCACUCAGCCGGGCCAGCAGCAUGGCCUCCAGACAGAACACUGAGACAGAGCCUCAGGACUCUCAACAAGACGCCCAUCCCUCAGAAAACAACGGUAGAGCCAACUGCAACAGCCAGCUGCUAGAUCCUGCCCCCGCUGCCUCCAACGGUGAGGACAGCGCGGUGGCGCGGCAGCUCCCCAAACAUGCCCCAGUCCCAACCAGAGCGUCCGCCUCCCUCCCAGAGAGAAUGGACCCGGCCCUGGACCCCUCCUCCCUGCCCCCUCCAGACCCCAGCUUGGGGAGUGGCAAUGGCAGUGCCCAGGGAGAUGCAGCCCAGCCCGGCACGCCCACCUGCCUCCGGGACGGCAACUGGUUCCUCAAACUACUACAGGCUGAGACAGCACGCAUGGAGGGCUGGUGUCAACAGAUGGAGCAGGAGACCAAAGACAAGGACAUCUCAGAGGAGGUGAUGGGGACAGUCCGCAGUGCAGUGGGCAGUGCCCAGCUCCUCAUAGCCCAGAAGUUCCAGCAGUUCAGAGGACUCUGUGAUGAGAACCUGAAUGUGAACGCCAACCCUCGGCCCACAGCCCAGGAUCUGGCGGGGUUCUGGGACCUACUGCAGCUCUCUGUAGAGGACAUCAGUGUCAAGUUUGACGAGCUCUGGCAACUCAAGGCCAACAACUGGCAGCUGCCAGAGAAGAAGGAGGAGAAGAAGCCUGUGCCCCCCUCUGUGCCAAAGAAGAUGUCCAAGCCCAAGCUGACCCCUGGGAAAGACCGGAGCGUGGACUCUGUGGUGGACAAGCAGCGGCAGGAGGCCAGGAAACGCCUGAUGGCGGCCAAACGCGCGGCGUCAGUACGACAGAACUCUGCCACGGAAAGCUCAGACAGCAUUGAGAUUUACGUCCCCGAGGCCCAGACACGCCUCUGAGAACAGACCGCCACCGGCACCCUGCUCCCCCAUGAAGGAACAGCGCCUCUCACUCACAUAUACACACACACACACUCUAGCUAACACACACACUGCUCCCCAUGAAGGAACAGCCUCACACAUGCACUAGACACACCCAGGGGCACAGAGCCCUGUCCCCUAAUGGCAGCGCAGCAUACGAUAGGAGUAGAACCCAGGAGAGCACAGGCAUGCUAAAAAUACAGAACAAUGCAAAACCACUUCCUUCCUGGCUGCCAUGGAGACGGAGACCUCAACAGACAUUUAAUACUAUUGUUAUUACUAUUAAUAUUAUAAUUAUUAUUAUCUCCUCCUGAAAUACAUCAAGACUGUCUUAAAUGUGCAUCUUGGAUAAAAGGACAUCCUUAUUCCGUGUGAGCUGAAGAAUCUUGGUAUCCCAGAAGUUUACUCUCUUCUCACCCCCUCACUUCUUCUGAGUCUGCGAGAUGGGCUGGGCUUGGGCUAGUCCAGGCAGCCUCUCUCGUUUACAAGCUACAUACCACACACACUCAGGAUACACACAGGUGUACUCACUCACUGUCCACACAGUCUUCCUAUUCUAUCUUUGUAUUAGGCUGCCACUCCAUUGGUUGUGGACGGUUAGCUUUACUGUGUAUGGAAUCUAUAUGAGAUGAUGGUGUUGUCGUGUACUGAGGAAGACCGUAGCAUUCUAUCUAUCUCAAACUGGUUACCAUAAUAGUUUUAUAAAUGUUCUUUACCAGAUUGUUUGUUAGACAAGGUCUAGUGUUCAGUACUAAGGUAGUUUUUUUUUAUAGACCAAGUACAUGUACUGUCAUGAUGAUAUUCGCACAUGAUGCAAUCAUAUUCUCUCACUCUCUCUCUCAUAAACACACACUAUGUUGUCUGUCAGUGUCUGUGCAGACAUGUUUUAAGUCUUCUAUGCCCUUUUGAGGGAAGACGAGAGAUAUUUCCAUGGCCAGUUGAUGUGCGCUACGGUAGGAAUGUUAAAUGCAUUGAAAAUAACUUGACUGCACCUUCCAUGCCAACUGUUUACCUGUUUAACUGUUUACUUUACCCAUAUUUGUUGCAGGGGACCAUGAGGUAUCAUGCACCACUUAAUUACAACAUUCCCUGUUUCCCACUCAACCUCCAGUACAUUUGAAUCAGAAAGGGGAAUCAACUAUAAGCUCUCCUUUUUGCCUGAUUACCAAGACUGGUUUAUUUUCAGCUGCAUAGGCCAGAGCUCUGCCAGUGGUUAUAGUAUAAGCAAUAAGUAAAAUGGGAUGUUUGAGCUAGCAAUGUAAAAAUGAUUCUGAUGCCCAGUCAAAAAGCAACAACCCCUAGCCCAUAUACUUUCAGUGUUUUCAGAUCUGAAGUGAUAGGUGAAAGUCCAACAAUAUGUGAUGAGUCCGCCUUAUCUUACAAUGUUCCAUGAGGAGCUUCAACUAUUGUGCUUCCUCCUGUCUAAUGCUUAGGCUAUGAGCUGUUUUCCGACUGGGCUGAGUUUUCUCAUGGUGAGCGCUCAGUCACUUACCAAGCCAACAGUCAAGCCAUAACAGCACUUUGGUCAUCAUACACCAUUAAUAACCACUACUUGAUUGGUCAAUGCCAUACAUUAUAAACUAAGAAAUGUAUUUGCAUAAGUAUGACUUAUCUGUGCGUUGAAAAGGUCUAAGAAUCAAAAUAUUGGUGUCUAGUCAAGUACCAUUCCUGUUUUGUUGACAUGUUUCAGACUAUGCUCAAGCUGAAUUAAUGUACUCUCAUUAUGGUGUCUGGCUGUCAGUUUGACCUCUCAUUCCUGUGUACAGACAGAGGCACAUUGUGGAGAUUAUUUUUUAAACAUUUUGUAUGAGACAUUUUCUGUGACCGGUUUGAAUUGAUCAUGCAGUCAGCCAAAACUCACUAGACUGUUUUGACCUGUGCCACAAAGGUUAUAUUGGUAUUUUUCUGGAUUUAGAGAGAAUUGAUGGUGCUGUACAGGAUUGGCCAUUGUACUGAGAUGGUGUGGAGUUUGAAUCCCUUCCAAGAGAAACGUUUCAACAUCACUGAAAAAGAGGCUUAUUCACGCUAUCACACUACAGCGUACAUGAAUAUGAGCUUUCAGCUUUGCAUUUCUCGUAACAUGAAAGUCAUUUUUCUCAUUCGCUGAAUUCCAAAUCAACCCUCUAGCCUAGGCACUCCUGUUAGAUCUGAAAUGAUUGGAUAGGUGUGGAGAAUUCCACCCAGUCUGUCAGAAGCAAAGAACCUCUGAUCAGAAGGCAAAGUGACGCAAUUAAGUUAUUGCAUGAAGCUAUGCGAGGGAUUUAUUUGGAAUUUUGAAAUAGAUUAUCUGCAAUUUCAGGAUCUCAGUGCUACUUGUCCCCUUGAAGAGCUGGCUCUCCUCCUAAAUGGCUAACACCUGUGCCACAACAAGGCUGCCGUCAAAGUGCUCAUGUGAUCCACAGUCAGUUUUGUAUUUUUAGCUCAUAAUGUAAAAUAGGAGGAUUAGUAGAACUGGGAAAGCAGCUGAUGCAGGAGCACCAGUAUGUUAAUUAUUGUUUGUUUAUUUGUAAUACAUCAAAUACGGACGUGUACAUUUCAUUGUCCAAAUAAAUCAUUAAACAUC
Molecule: messenger RNA, 6269 nt
Organism: Coregonus clupeaformis (lake whitefish)
Lineage: Eukaryota; Metazoa; Chordata; Actinopteri; Salmoniformes; Salmonidae
Product: disks large-associated protein 4
Exons: 11
Coding region: 422-3685 (1087 amino acids)
Biological process (GO): signaling
Cellular component (GO): postsynaptic specialization; glutamatergic synapse
Molecular function (GO): molecular adaptor activity
Source: RefSeq, a predicted model, not a curated record